Molecule: messenger RNA, 801 nt
Organism: Prorocentrum cordatum
Lineage: Eukaryota; Dinophyceae; Prorocentrales; Prorocentraceae
Source: the annotation of a GenBank genome assembly
AUGAUUCGAUCGGCGCGUUCGGAAAGGGCAGGCAUUGGCAGCAAGCGCUGUCGCUUCUCAGCGAAAUUGUUGCAGCGAAGGUGGCCAGCGUCAUCAGCUACAACGCUGGGAUCAGCGCCUGCGGCAAAGGCAUGCAGUGGCAGCUGGCCCUGUUGCUGCUCAAGCAGAUACGGGAAGCGAGGCUGGAGCUCACUGUCAUCACCUGAUCGUAGCAGUUCUGGCUACAGCGCGGGGAUCAGCGCGUGCGAGAGAGGCGAGCAGUGGCAGCGGGCCCUGCUGCUGCUCAGCGAGAUGCGGGAGGCAAAGCUGGAGCCCGACGUCAUUCAUCACGCUGGUAUCAGCGCGUGUGAGAAGGACGGUCAAUGGCAGCAGGCCUCGUCGCUGCUCAGCGAGAUGGGGGACAUGGAAUUGGAGCCCAACGUCGUCAGCUACAGUGCUGUAAUCAGCGCGUGUGAGAAAGACGGGCGGUGGCAGCGUGCCUUGCUGCUGCUCGGCGAGAUGUGGGAGGCGAGGUUGGAGCCCAACGUCAUCACUACAGUGCCGUGGUCAGCGCGUGCGAGAAAGGCCUGCAGUGGCACCAGGCCUUGUGGCUGCUCGGUGAGAUGUGGGAGGCGAAUCUGGAGCCCGACGUUGGUAAGCUACAGUAGUGGGCUCAGCGCGUGCGAGAAAGGCGGCCAGUGGCAGCGGGCUUUGUUGCUGCUCCGUGAGAUGCGGGAGGCGAAGUUGGAGCUUGACUCAGCUAUAGUGGUGCGAUCAGCGCGUGCGAGAAAGUCGAGCAAUGGCAGCGGGCUCUGGCGCUGA